Mugil cephalus (flathead mullet) is the source of this 1911-nucleotide messenger RNA. RefSeq names its product 6-pyruvoyltetrahydropterin synthase (gene pts). Gene Ontology annotation, molecular function: 6-pyruvoyltetrahydropterin synthase activity. Lineage: Eukaryota; Metazoa; Chordata; Actinopteri; Mugiliformes; Mugilidae. The transcript has 6 exons. Gene Ontology annotation, cellular component: mitochondrion. Bases 652 to 1098 code for a protein of 148 amino acids. Gene Ontology annotation, biological process: tetrahydrobiopterin biosynthetic process. The record is from RefSeq and is a predicted model, not a curated record.
AACAAAAAUAGCUGAGAGGUUUUUGUGUCACUGAGACCUUUCAGAAUCUUCCAACUGCCUACAUUUUUUCCAAACCUUUAAACUAACAAGACUGUUUUUGGAAGCUGGAGAAAACAGGCACUGUAGUGUCAAAAACAGAGUGGAAACAGACAAACAGAAAAACAUUGAUACAGUGUAUUCCUGAAACAAACAAACAACAAAAUAAUUGAAGGAACUCAUUUGAGUGGGAUGGAGAAGUUGGGGUUUAAGUAGGAACAUCUGUGGAGGUUUUUUUCAUUAGACACUGCAAUAACUAUGGUCUGCAACCAGUUUAGUUAUUUAAAUUCCCUACAAUUCCAGUUGUGCCUUCUAUCCGCUUUCCUUUUUUGCAUCUUUUUCAUAUACCAUGACCUGCAUAACUGGGACCUUCACAGACACAUUGAUACACUGCGUGAUGUGACUUCCACCCGUUUAGCCCGAGGGCCUUCGAUGCGCAUCUGGGACAUGUGACUUGUAUUUACGCCCUGAUUGGAGCCAAUCCCCGGGCAGCGUGAGUCACGGGGGCUGGAGCUUUUGCGACCGACUAUUUCAUCCCCCCUGAUUCCGGCCUCUCAGCAGAUUAUUCCUCUCCCUCUGUGAAACGUUCUCUCCACAAGACCUUAGGUACUGACCAUGGCCGGAUCUUCUGUGAGCAACAGCGCAGCGGAGCGGAUCGGAUACAUCACCCGAGUCCAGAGCUUCAGCGCCUGCCACCGACUCCACAGCAUUCACUUAAGCGAUGAGGAGAAUAAAAAAGUCUACGGAAAGUGCAACAACCCCAACGGUCAUGGACACAACUACAAAGUGGAGGUAACGGUGCGUGGAAAGAUUGAUCGUCUAAAUGGCAUGGUCAUGAACCUGACAGAUUUGAAGAAGUGUAUUGAGGAAGUCAUCAUGGUUCCUCUGGAUCAUAAAAACCUCGAUAAGGACGUCCCUUACUUUGCCAGUGUUGUCAGCACUACAGAGAAUGUUGCUGUUUACAUCUGGGACAACAUGGUGAAGGUGCUCCCACCCAACCUGCUGUAUGAGAUUAAGAUUCAUGAGACCGAUAAGAACAUUGUUGUAUAUCGAGGAGAGUAGUAGUAAUGGUUGUUUUAGUAACCCUGAAAGUGCCAUUAAGUCUAGUUUAUUUCAGUCCACUGUUUGCCUACACAUGAUUGCAGGCUCCAGUCUGACUGAUAGCAGAUCAUGAAGACUCCUAGAUGGUAGUUUUACUUUUGUUAACCAAAGAUUUUGUGGCAAAUCCAAAUGUUCAGUAUUUUUUUAGGAUUUUUAUUCCUGUAAAUGUUCAAAAGAUUUAUUUAGACCAAUGAUCUCUACACUUUAUUGUGUAUGACCCCCUAAAAUAAAGCAAGGGGGGUCAAGAGACAGGGUGUGAAAAUAAGUUCAUUUAAAUAAACUGAUGCAGAGAUGCUGUGGACAAACAACGUCACUCAAAGCCAGCCAGAGUCAUUGGCUUAGCAUCCGUGUGCGUAUAGAAUGCACAUUUUUGUGGAUGAACUUAAUGAAUUGUUUUAUUUAUUUAAAGCCUAUUUUUAAGUAGAUCUGUAAAGGCGUACUGUCACAUAUGUAGGGAUGACCAGGUUUAGGUCUUCAAAACUUUGUAUUCACAUAUUUCUAGCACAUCAGUUCCAUAUGUUGUCUUUACGCCCUUUUAAGGUCAGUUUUAGCAGUACUGUAGUAAAUGUUGAGAUUUCACUCAGAUUGCAGUCAAACUCUACAUACGCCUGCAUUUCUAUAGAAUACACAGUGUUUAUCCUGUCAAGAGCGUGCUUCACUACUGCUUCGCGCCCGUGGCCGCAGAAACACCUACACCUACUGGUUGUUCAUCUCUACUUGUUAAAUCAGACUUGUGAAUUUAUUUCUUACAAUAAAGUCAAGCUUUUUGUUGAA